UGCUCUUCCUGUGCAAGAAACCGGCAUAGAAUUCGCUAAAUUUAAAUGGCCGAUUUGUUUGGAUACCUAAAUGCAAUCUUAGAACAUCCCCUAAAACUUAAAGUUGCAUGAAAAUUGCUACUUUCAUUAUUGAUCAUCGAAGAAUAUUUUUUUAACUUAAAUUGUUUGCUUCAUGAUCUAUUGAAACAAUGGCUGCAGUGUGCUCAAUAAAUUUUGAUGAAUUUGGAAGACCGUUCUUGAUUUUGAAAGAUCAAGAGAGUAAAAAUAGAUUGACUGGUGUUGAAGCUAUAAAGACACAUAUAUAUGCCGGGAAAAGUGUAGCAAAUACCUUACGAACUUCUUUAGGACCUAAAGGGCUUGAUAAAAUGCUUGUUUCUCCUGAUGGUGAUGUGACUGUAACUAACGAUGGAGCUACGAUUUUAAAAAUGAUGGAUGUUGACCAUCAAAUUGCAAAGCUCUUCGUCCAGUUGUCUCAAUCACAAGAUGAUGAAAUUGGAGACGGUACCACUGGUGUUGUUGUUCUAGCAGGUGCCUUACUUGAACAUGCAGAGCAGUUAAUCGAUAAGGGCAUCCAUCCCAUUAGGAUUGCUGAUGGUUUUGAAAUGGCUGCCAGAUGUGCAAUGGACCACCUAGAUAAAAUUAGUGAAAGUUUUCCUUUUGAUAAAGAUAAUUUAGAGCCACUGGUGCAAACAGCUAUGACAACAUUAGGAUCAAAAAUAGUUAACCGAUGUCAGCGACAGUUUGCUGAAAUUGCAGUUCAAGCUAUUGUAUCCGUUGCUGAUUUGGAACGUAAAGAUGUAGAUUUUGAGCUUAUUAAAGUUGAAGGGAAGGAAGGUGCUCGUUUAGAGGACUCUCUUUUAGUUAAAGGUGUUAUAAUUGACAAAUAUUUUAGCCAUCCACAAAUGCCUAAGGAUGUUAAAGAUGCUAAGUUAGCUAUCUUAACUUGCCCAUUUGAACCUCCCAAGCCAAAGACCAAACAUAAGUUGGAUGUCACAUCAGUGGGCAGUUACCAAGAACUAGUGAAAUAUGAACAAGACAAAUUUGUUGAAAUGGUUCAACGGGUAAAAGAUACAGGUGCAAACCUUGUAAUAUGUCAGUGGGGUUUUGAUGAUGAAGCAAAUCAUCUCCUUCUUAAACAUGAAUUACCUGCUGUUCGCUGGGUUGGUGGCCCGGAAAUUGAACUUAUAGCCAUUGCUACCGGAGGUAGAAUUGUACCACGUUUUGAAGAGCUGACUGCUGAAAAGCUGGGAAAGGCAGGCAUAGUUAAAGGGUUAUCUUUUGGAACUACUGAUGAAAAAAUGCUUGUCAUUGAAGAAUGUCAAAAUUCAAGAGCUGUCACUAUCUUUCUUAGAGGGACAAAUAAGAUGGUGGUGGAAGAAUCCAAAAGAAGUAUUCAUGAUGCCUUAUGUGUUGUGAGAAAUUUGAUUAAAGAUAACAGAGUUGUAUAUGGAGGAGGAGCAGUUGAAAUUGCAUGCUCUCUUGUAGUCAGUGAACAGGCAGACAAGAUUGCAUCAAUGGAACAGUAUGCCUUCCGUGCUUUUGCUGAUGCCCUGGAGAGUGUUCCUCUAGCUUUGGCUGAGAAUUCAGGACUUAAUCCAAUGCUGGAAGUAACUUCCCUCAAAACCAGACAAAUCAAAGAGAAGAAUCCAUGGCUUGGUGUGGAUUGCAUGGGAAAAGGAACCAAUGAUAUGAAAUCUCAGAAUGUUAUUGAAACAUUAACUAGCAAGAAACAACAAAUAAGUCUUGCAACCCAGCUUGUUAGAAUGAUUCUGAAAAUUGACGACAUAAGAUCAUCAGCAGAUGGUUCAGAGUAUUAAACUGUUGUAAAAGGAACAAAACACAUCGCUUCUCUGUAUUAACACCUUCAGUUUAUGUAUAUUUCAUCUUUUUUAAUGUUCAAAUGAUUGCAUUUUUACAUUUGUUUUGCCGUGGCAAAUGGGCCUAAUAAAUUAACUGCAAACCUC
Molecule: messenger RNA, 1964 nt
Organism: Uloborus diversus
Lineage: Eukaryota; Metazoa; Arthropoda; Arachnida; Araneae; Uloboridae
Gene: CCT5
Product: T-complex protein 1 subunit epsilon-like
Exons: 10
Coding region: 189-1817 (542 amino acids)
Biological process (GO): protein folding
Cellular component (GO): chaperonin-containing T-complex
Molecular function (GO): ATP hydrolysis activity; ATP-dependent protein folding chaperone; ATP binding
Source: RefSeq, a predicted model, not a curated record